GCGUGCGAAGUGUAGUUUUUAGCUUCUCACACUCGGCACAUGUUGAAAUUUUAGUGUGAACUGAUCGUUGACGUCCUCUCCGUAACAGACGCGGUGUAGUGAAGGACCAUCGAGUCACCAGUCUCUUCUUUCUCUCGUACUGCCAAAGUGUGAUGCAAACUAUGCAAAAAGUCAUGAAGGUUUUCGUUACGAGGCGCAUCCCACAAGAAGGAACGAAGAUCCUGUCGCAGGCUGGAGUAUGUAAGGUGUCUGUGUGGGACUCGGAUGAACCAGUACCAAGGGCAGAGCUUCUGAAGGGUGUGGAGGGGGCUCAUGGACUUCUGUGUCUGCUCUCAGAUAAGAUUGAUUCUGAGGUUCUGGAUGCUGCUGGGCCAAACCUGAAGGUGAUCAGUACCCUGUCGGUGGGAUUUGAUCAUUUGGCUCUUGACGAGAUCAAAAAACGUGGUAUACGCGUUGGAUACACUCCUGAUGUCCUGACUGAUGCUACAGCUGAACUCACUGUUUCUCUGCUCCUAGCCACCGCUCGGAGAUUACCAGAGGGAAUUGAAGAGGUUAAGAAUGGUGGCUGGAGUACAUGGAAGCCACUUUGGCUGUGUGGUUAUGGUCUCUCUGGGAGCACAGUAGGAGUCAUUGGACUGGGACGCAUCGGUAUGGCAAUUGCUAGGAGGCUUAAGCCCUUUGGAGUGAAGAGGCUGCUGUACUCUGGGAGAACAGCCAAACCCCACGCUGCCGAGGUUGGCGGCGAGUUCACACCCUUGGACACGCUGGUAUCUGAGAGUGACUUCAUCGUUGUGUCCUGCUCCCUCACACCUGAAACCCAGGGACUGUGUGACAAGGCAUUCUUCAGCAAGAUGAAGAAAACUGCCAUCUUUAUUAACACGAGCAGAGGGGGAGUGGUGAACCAGGAGGCUCUGUACCAGGCUUUGGCCAGUGGUCAGAUAGCUGCAGCUGGACUAGAUGUGACAUCACCCGAGCCGCUCCCAACAGACCACCCACUUCUAACACUCAAAAACUGCGUGGUUUUGCCACACAUCGGAAGUGCGACCUACGCCACGAGGGGCGUCAUGGCAGAGCUGUCAGCCCGUAACCUGCUUGCAGGCUUACAGGGCACUGACAUGCCCAGCGAACUCAUCUUUUAGAGCCUCUCACCAAGCCACUGCUCAUGGUCUCUUAUGGGUCUCCCUGAAUACCAUGAGGUCCGAAUCAGAAAGCAUAGCUAGUAAUUAUAUAGGAAUGGUCUCCUAUCUAAAAUAAGUGUUGAAUGAAGGACAGUACGGUAUGACCGUGAGGAAAAUUGACAACACUAAUGUAGUUCAGAUAUACUCAGCUACAGUGUGGGUAUAAACUUAAUAUUCUGAUCCCUUUAUAAUUUACUAGAGGGUUUAAACUGUUAACAUGCUAGAUGUAUUUUGAAGUAGGAACAGCUCAGCGCUGUUUUUUUUUCUUCAAAUUUUAAACAUAUAUUUGGCCUCGUGAACAUCAUUUAGAGCCAAGUGAAUAAACUAACAGCACUCCUUAACUACAUCUGUAAGCAACAAGCACUGUCGAUGUUUAGUCAUUAAAUGUUAAUACUGCAGUUUAAGUACAGCACUUCCAUUCGGGCAGAUUACAAACAUGCUUUCCUUGAAGUGAAAUGUCCUCUAUUCCCGUUCCAUGUUUGUUAGAGACAUAUAAAACCCUCGCUCGGUCUGUAUCUGAACUGCAUGCUGAUGAAAAUGUUCCAUGUCUACCUCGUCUUGACUAAAACAGCCAAUCACUCCAAUGCUGUCACAAAUAGAUUUUUUUUUAAUUUGCCUCUAAAAAAUAACAGGUGAGGAUAAAAAUGUGAAAAUUGAAUGUUUAUUCAAUAAGUGCUCAGUGGCAAGGGAAUUAAUAAAUACAGUACAA
Lampris incognitus (smalleye Pacific opah) is the source of this 1887-nucleotide messenger RNA. It is a transcript of the gene grhpra, whose product is annotated as glyoxylate reductase/hydroxypyruvate reductase a. Gene Ontology annotation, cellular component: cytosol. Gene Ontology annotation, molecular function: NAD binding; hydroxypyruvate reductase (NADH) activity; hydroxypyruvate reductase [NAD(P)H] activity. The record is from RefSeq and is a predicted model, not a curated record. The transcript is spliced from 9 exons. NCBI's taxonomy places the organism in Eukaryota, Metazoa, Chordata, Actinopteri, Lampriformes, Lampridae. Bases 153 to 1139 code for a protein of 328 amino acids.